CUGGGGCCUUUUUUUUUUUGGUCAAUUGAGAAGAACUGCCUAAUUACAUUUGCAGCUUGGCCAGUUUUUGUUGCAUGCCAUACAAGUACCCUGUUGAUGCAGGCAGAACCAUCAGCCGGAAUCCAUCCCAGCCCAACCUCAGAUGCCAUCACAUCCACAUCCAUCCAAGCUCGGUCUCGUGGCAUCCCCUCAUUUGAGUUAGGUUGCUAAGCAUUUGAUUGAGGAAACCUUAAAACCCCGACCCUCGAAAGCUUAAACCCUGCAAGCGCUCGUCGCCGACCUCAGUAGCACUUGUCAUCCCCCCUCGCAUCUCGAGAGCCUCUUUCAUCCAACUCUCCCGACAAUAAAUCGCUCCGGAAGCAUAUCAAACAACUGACUCCGUUCAUCCCGAAUAAUCGCAUGCCUCCGUCAUCAGCAGAGCCCCCAACCGCUUCUGCCGCGAACGCCGCGCGCAAUGUAUCGAUAGACGAGUCGCGGCGACAUGGGCGCAAGGACCCUAACCAGAACGAACAGUCCCCGCUGCUGUCACCUCAGGAUGACGAGGUCGACUCCUUCAUGGCCCGACGCGAGUCGGCCAUCGAGGAUGACGAUGACGACGAUGAGAUCGAUCCAUUCGAGACAACAAAGAGCGUUUGGUACCUCAUCCUGCUGACCAUUAGCAUCGGUGGCUUGCAAAUAGCCUGGUCCGUCGAGCUUUCCAAUGGCUCGCCCUAUCUGCUCUCUCUCGGUCUGAGCAAGUCCCUGAUGGCACUGGUCUGGAUCGCUGGUCCGCUGUCCGGGACCCUGGUGCAGCCAUAUGUGGGAAUGCUCAGUGACAACUGCCGUAUCAGCUGGGGGAAACGGAAGCCCUUUAUGCUUGUCGGCGCCGCCGCUACCAUUACUUCGCUCCUAUUCUUGGCCUGGACCAGGGAGAUUGUUGGUGGCAUUCUUGGUUUGUUCGGCGCCUCUCCAGAUUCUGAUGGGGUCAAGACAACCAUAAUCGUAGUUGCCGUGCUGUGGGUUUAUAUUCUGGAUUUUGCCAUCAAUACAGUGCAAGCUGCAAUUCGAGCAUUUAUAUUGGAUUGUGCUCCAUCUCAUCAACAAGAGGCUGCCAAUUCCAUGGCGAGCAGGAUCACGGGCGUUGGAAACAUCGUAGGCUAUGUUGCUGGUUUCGUGAACCUGCCAAAGAUUACUUGGUGGCUCGGAAAGACGCAGUUCCAGGAUCUGUGUGCAAUUGCCAGCAUCGCUCUCGGGGUCACCGUCAUUAUCAGCUGCAUUUUCAUACCAGAGCGUGAUCCCAGACUCGAGGGCCCACCGCCAAGAGAUCAACCCGGCGUCUUGUCGUUCUUUACCAAGAUCUUUACGUCGAUAAAACGCCUGCCCCCGGUGACCAAAAGGGUUUGCCAGGUGCAGUUUUGCGCCUGGGUUGGUUUCUUCCCAAUGCUUUUCUACACAUCGGCAUAUAUUGGUGAGAUCUAUGUACAGCCGUUCUUGCGCGACAAUCCGAACAUGACUCCCAAGGAGCUCGAUGAGCUAUAUGAGCGUGCCACUCGGGUGGGAACCUUUGCUCUGUUGAUCUACUCAAUCACAAGCCUGAGCACAAACGUCUUCCUGCCUUUUUUCAUUCAACCUACAUACGACGCAGCGCCAUUGGUAUCGGCAGAUGCGCCUGGCGAGGGGCCGUCGGUGCUCGCUAACGCCAAGAACGCUAACGGCAACAGUCGGUCGUGGCUCGAUCGCCUGGUCAUUCCUGGCUUUACGCUUCGUCGUGCCUGGAUGUUCUCCCACAUACUGUUUGCAUUUAGCAUGGGCUGUACUGUCCUUGUUGAAUCAGUCGAGGCAGCCACGGUGCUCAUCGGACUGGUUGGUAUCACGUGGGCCCUGACGCUGUGGGCCCCAUGGUCUUUGAUAUCUUCGGAGAUAUCGAGGCGUGAUGCAGUCCUGCGAGCCCAACAGAAGCGCCGCGGGCUUAACGUGGAUCAGAGUUAUGAUGAGGACGAAACGCCUUCAUCCGAAACCAGUUCGGGUCAGCUAGAAGCGGAAAGAGACGAGCAGGUGGCGGACCAGGCUGGUAUCAUCCUUGGCAUACACAACAUGGCCAUCGCAGCACCGCAGAUCAUCGCGACGGUCGGAUCCAGUAUUAUCUUCAAGUUCUUCCAGAAACCGCGUGGCACUCCAGGAGAUCGUAGCAUAUCCAUCGUCAUGGCCCUUGGAGGCAUCACGGUUCUGGGUGCUGCAUGGCUUGUGCAUCGCAUCGAUGACGACGUUGCCGUGCCAGCAGAUGAGCUCUCUGGCAUCAUGGAAGCAGGUGCCAGUGAUGGUAUCCUAACCGGCGGACCACCGAGGCCAUCCCUCAGCCAGAGGACGUCUUUCUCAUCGACGCGUCCGUCCUUCUCGCGCAGUCGAAACCAGAGCACGGAGUCGCUAUCGCGAUACAGCCAGGAGAGAGCAGCAUUGGUUAGGGCUAGCAGUUUCGGUGGUGCUGAAUACUAGGUCUAGCCUAUCUAUGUCACUACAGUUAGCCGUUGGAUGGGGUCAAUCUCUUGCACAAGCCCGUUUUUUUUUUCUUCUUCUUUUCUUUUCUCUUUCUCCUUGCCAAAAGUGUCUUGCCGAUUUGAACUCUUGUUGUUGCAUCGUCCUACUGUGGUAGAGGCUGGAAUUUGAUAUAUAACCUUAUAGGUAACAUGUGUUUCCUUGUCUUUUUUGUCUCUUAGCGUGGGUGCAUGAUGAGAUUUGAACUGCUGGCUGACGAUCAAAGACAGCUUAGCUUGAUUCAUUGAAAUAAAUACCUAGGUACCUGAACACUGAUUCUUUGAGCACCGAAACUUUGGUUGAAGAGGCAGGUUGACUCUACAUCAAGUAGGCAGCCGACAGGCUCGCCAAAGACAGUAUAGGCCGUCAACCCUAUGUCAUGUAACAUGCGUAGAUUUAUUUGCAAGGGAAAGCCUGCG
Molecule: messenger RNA, 2930 nt
Organism: Pyricularia grisea
Lineage: Eukaryota; Fungi; Ascomycota; Sordariomycetes; Magnaporthales; Pyriculariaceae
Exons: 5
Coding region: 400-2472 (690 amino acids)
Cellular component (GO): membrane
Molecular function (GO): sucrose:proton symporter activity
Source: RefSeq, a predicted model, not a curated record